CUGCGGCUGCACGACAACCCGGUGCUGCAGGAGGCCCUCGACGGAGCGGACGGCGCGCGCUGCGUUUACAUCCUGGACCCGUGGUUCGCCGGAGCCGCUAACGUGGGGAUCAACCGAUGGAGGCGGUGAGCUGUAUUAUGAGUGCCGCAGGAAACGAGAUGAGCAGCAGCAUCAUCAUCUCGCCACGGUUCUGUUGACACCACAAGAAGCCAACGCCAUAUUCGUUGAGUUUCACGGCCGUGACAUUGGAGCUCACUGUGGGGUCGACGCGACUAUGGACGCAAUCCGUCAACGAUGCUACUGGCCUGAAGACCAACGUCCAUAUUUCUUGGGAGCUUGUGGUGACGGAGCCAUUUGAAUUAGUUGGGAUGGACUUUGUGGGAAAGCUCGGGAUCCGGAUGUCUUCUAUAAAUAUGGGGCCCCAAAGCGACCGACCGUGGAUGAAUAUGGAGUCCACAAACCAAUGGCUUGGUUCAAAAGCUCAAUGGCACAAUUCAAUGAGUUUUGAAAAAAAAUGGUCCAGGAUCAUCCAAGUGACUGGGACCAAUACGUUAAGUCCACCGUGUUUGGCCUAAGAAACAGCUGACUACAAAGUACUCCCCAUAUUUCCUUAUGGAUGGGAGGGAAGCUCGGUAUCCUUCCCAAAUACCUGUCGAGUGGCAGUGUAAAAUGCAUCGCAGGACCAUAUCGAUGCUCUCACCCAAAAUGAAGUUUGCAGCCACAUCACCGAGCAGAAGGAUGUGUAGGCUACGGUGGCUGCAAACCUGGCAAAAGGCCACGAACGGGUGCGCAGAAGAAAGUUUGCAAAGGGGGAUGAUGACGGCUUUGUUUUGGGGGACCAAGUAUUGCGGAAAAACAUUAUGGAAGAGCAAAGAAAAUGGAGGCAGACAUGAUGGGUGCAUACACCAUCACGGACGUUGAUGGAAAAAGUUCUGACCUUACAAGUGGGAAAGGAAAUCGGGAAAAUUAACAAUCGACCAUCUUAAAAAAAUAUGCAGACGGUCAAAUUCCUGGCAAAAUGGAUGGCAGCUACUUCUACGUCUCCUCCACCUCUGCAGUCCGGCACGUUGAGUUGUUCCCCAAUCGCCUCCUGCUGACAAGCCAACAACUCUCCAAACCGUCUCCUUGACCUCCACUCUGCACACUGCCCAGAGGAACGAACACGUUCCUGCUGGAGGCCUUGGAAGACCUGGACAGCAGUCUGAAGAAGCUCAAGUCCAGAUUGUUUGUAAUCAGAGGGCAGCCGACAGAUGUUUUCCCAAGGCUCUUUAAGGAGUGGGAAGUGACCAGACUGACAUUUGAAUAUGACCCAGAGCCUUAUGGGAAAGAGAGGGAUGGGGCCAUCAUCAAGAUGGCCCAAGAGUUUGGAGUGGAGACCAUUGUCAGAAAUGCACACACCCUCUACGACCUGGAUAGGAUAAUAGAGGCAAACAACAACAGUCCUCCUCUGACCUUUAAGCGGUUCCAGGCCAUUGUGAGCAGACUGGAGUUACCCAGGAGACCUCUGCCUCCGAUCAGCCAGCAGCAGAUGGACAGAUGUCGCACUAAUAUAGCUGACAACCACAACCAGCAAUACAGUAUACCUUCACUGGAAGAACUCGGAUUCAGGACUGAAGGUUUGCCUCCAGCUGUGUGGCACGGAGGAGAGUCGGAGGCCUUGGACCGACUCAACAAACAUCUGGACAAAAAGGUGUGGGUGGCCAACUUUGAGCCCCCUCGUGUCAACACGUGUUCUCUGUAUGCGAGUCCGACUGGCCUCAGCCCCUACCUGCGCUUUGGCUGUCUGUCCUGUCGGGUUUUGUACUACAACCUCAGAGAGCUGUACAUGAAGCUGCGUAAGCGCUGCAGUCCUCCUCUCUCCCUGUUCGGCCAGCUGCUGUGGAGAGAGUUCUUCUACACAGCGGCUACAAACAACCCAAACUUUGACCGCAUGGAGGCGAACCCCAUCUGUGUGCAGAUCCCAUGGGACCAGAACCCAGAGGCACUGGCCAAGUGGGCCGAGGGUCGCACUGGCUUUCCCUGGAUCGACGCCAUCAUGACUCAGCUCAGACAGGAGGGCUGGAUCCACCACCUGGCCCGGCACGCCGUGGCUUGUUUCCUCACCAGGGGAGACCUGUGGAUCAGCUGGGAGAGCGGCAUGAAGGUGUUUGAGGAGCUGCUGCUGGAUGCCGACUGGAGCGUGAAUGCUGGGAGCUGGAUGUGGCUGUCCUGCAGCGCCUUCUUCCAGCAGUUCUUCCACUGCUACUGUCCGGUGGGCUUUGGAAGGAGAACGGACCCCUCAGGAGACUACAUCCGGCGUUACAUCCCCAUGCUGAAGGACUAUCCCGACCGGUACAUCUAUGAGCCGUGGAAUGCCCCGCAGUCGGUCCAGAAGGCAGCAAACUGUGUGGUGGGAGUGGAUUACCCAAAACCCAUGAUCAACCACGCAGAGGGCAGCCGGCUCAACAUCGAGAGAAUGAAACAAGUUUACCAACAGCUGUCCCACUAUCGAGGACUCAGUCUCCUAGCAUCUGUACCAACGAUCCAAGAGGAGGCGGAGCCACCGAUGACCGAUGAGUCACUGAGCGGCAGUGGCCCUGACUCUGCUGAUUAUGAAGCAGCUGGCUGCUCCACAGCUCCAGAGUUGUCCACAGUCUACCCAUCCUCCACCUUUGCCCCAUACCCAGACCUGGAGGGUGCAGCAAACAUCCGCCCAUCCCAGACCCUCAGUGGCUCCUCCGGCUCGCGCACACAGUCCUGUAUAGCUGCCGCCGUGUCUACAGGGGCUCAUGUCCCAUGUCCCAACGUGUCCCCGUCCACUCAGCCCUCCUGUCGGGGGCAGAGGAGGAAAGGCCUCACUCGUAAGGUGCGGCGCAACCAGAGGCAGCGAGGACGCAAGGAGGAAGUAAGGGGAGCAAAGGAAGCAGGAAGGGAGGAGAGGAUGGAGGAGGACGUUGAACCACAUGAGGAGACAAUGGAGGAAGGUACUUUUGAAGACGUCAGCAGACAUCAGCAGUGAUUGGGAGGUGGAGAUCAAAAGGAGAAUCUUUAAACAUCUCUCUCGGAUAACUGGACUCAUGAAGACAAAACAGUCUUUCAAAAGGCAUUCAUAUAUAAUAUAUAUUAUAUAACAGAGGGCGCCCCCCCCCCCCACCCUGAAAAAGUAUGGAAUUAAUUAAUUAAUUAUUUUCAAAUGCCCCAAGGGGAAACACUGUAUACAGCAUCUAGGUUCUUAAUGAGAGCGCAGGCGCCGUGCGUGGGCUUAUUUCCCUUCCUUGUGCAAAUUUUAGGCCAGGGGAGGAUCACUGGAAUAUAUAUAUAUAUAUAUAAUUUAUCAGAGGUUGUAUAUAGAAUAUGUAAAUACGUAACCUGUCUGCUUUGCUAAUGCUUUGAUAAAGGGGUUUUCACAAA
Molecule: messenger RNA, 3390 nt
Organism: Gasterosteus aculeatus aculeatus (three-spined stickleback)
Lineage: Eukaryota; Metazoa; Chordata; Actinopteri; Perciformes; Gasterosteidae
Source: RefSeq, a predicted model, not a curated record